Messenger RNA from Suillus discolor, 606 nucleotides. RefSeq lists its product as uncharacterized. Bases 1 to 606 code for a protein of 201 amino acids. Lineage: Eukaryota; Fungi; Basidiomycota; Agaricomycetes; Boletales; Suillaceae. The record is from RefSeq and is a predicted model, not a curated record. The transcript has 3 exons.
AUGGAGAAUUCAGGAGGAUGUUUCAGCACCGUCGACUCCCGAGCUGGACUCAAUGGCCUCGAUGCCAUUACACCGUUUAAAUCUUCGCACGACCGCUGCUUCGUGCCACAGACUACCACAGGUUCUCCCCAAGGCUUAUUGCCCCACAGCGCCCGCAGUUCUGCCGACUAUGUAACUCAGCCUCAGCACAGCAUGUACUCUGCAGGCUUUCCAACAUUCUGUGACCCGCGUGUCAUAAAAUCAUCAUCAGAGCCCGAGGGCGUGGAUGUUCGCUUCGAUUUAUUGCUCCAUGGCACAUCCGAUCCUGCCUAUGAGCCCGCUGCGCAACCCUUCCAGGGCUUUUAUUUCGGGGAGCAUGUCCCCUUCAGUUCUUCGGCCAGACCCGACGCGCAACUUUCCGUCCCCGUUGUGCAGACUAACCAAGCAAAGGACAGAGUAGAAUGCACCUGGGACGGGUGCCCGGCACUCAUCAGCAAAGAUAGCCUCACUCGCCACGUCGAAGAGGUGCACGAGGGGAAGAUCAAGGCUGUUUGUACAGGCUGCGGAAGGGUGUUCAAGCGCCAGUAUCAGAUGAAUGAGCAUAUCCCUAGAUGUGGGAGAUCCUAG